ACUUUGAUCAAGCGGAGGUCAAGGGUGAACUGCCUCAGAUUUAUAAGUUAACUCGGUCGCACGGGACUCAGUCAGUCAGUGUUGCAGACUCAACACCAACCGGAAUACACAAUCUCGUGCAGUCAGAUGUCGGCCAAGACGAUCUCGCAGCCGCAAAGGCAAGCCGCCAUCCUGGACCCUUCGGACAAGUAUCGUCCGGAGCCGGUGUACUCUGGGAAAUUGGAGAACGAGUUUAGAAAUUUCGCGGAGGACAAUAUUGAUCCCGUAAUGGAUCGCGUUCGAAGGACUUACCAGAAAAUGCACACGAAUCAGACUGUUGAGUUCGUGCAAUCGCGCAUGAAGGACUGGCUACAGUUCAACAAGUUCAAGAUGUCCGUGAAGGACGCUCUGAUCAAGCUGAAUGAUCUAAUAGACGAAAGCGACCCGGACAUCGACCUGCCGAACAUCGUGCACGCGUUCCAAACCGCGGAAUCUAUCAGGAAAGAACAUCCUGACCUAGAUUGGUUCCACUUGACUGGUUUAAUUCACGAUCUGGGCAAGGUGAUGGCGUUUUAUGGUGAACCGCAAUGGGCUGUAGUUGGCGAUACAUUUCCGGUUGGAUGCGCUUGGGCCGACUCGAUCGUCUACAGGGAGUCGAGCUUCGAAGACAACCCUGACGGCAAGGACUCGCGCUACAACACGAAAUACGGCAUUUACAAGCCUGGGUGCGGCAUAGAGAAUCUGACGAUGUCCUGGGGCCACGACGAGUACUUGUACCGGGUGCUGGUGCACAACAAAGCCAAACUGCCAAAGGAGGCGUUAGCCAUGAUCCGUUACCAUUCGUUCUAUCCGUGGCACGCGGGCGGCGACUACAUGCACUUCUGCAACGACGAAGACAUGGAGAAGCUCAAGUGGAUCAACGAGUUCAACAAAUAUGAUUUGUACACGAAAAGCGGCGACGUUCCGGACAUCGAGAAAUUGUGGCCGUACUACGAGAAGCUAAUCGACAAGUACAUACCCGGCGUGCUGGAAUGGUGAAUCAACUCUUCCCGAGUCAGUGAGAAUCAAUUUAUCAUCGAUCAAUGGCAUCAGAGACUUCAAUGUCAAUGGAAAUGAGACAGAUCAGAGGAUAUUGUACUUAUAGAUUAGAACAGCUCCCGGUCCCUAGAUCAGACAUGUCCAAGAUGGCGUCUAAGCGGACCGGUUUCAACGGGUAAGGAGCAAAGCACGAAAAGCUCAGUCAUGUGCGUUCUUCAGGAGCCAAAAUUCUCAGGGUGGAGUGAUUAAAAGCUCAUUUAUAGAUAAAUUGCGAAAAUUUAUACAAAUACACAUUUUCCUGAGAGAACUGACGUUUAAUAGAGUUCAACUUUUUUCGGAAAUUAUUUUUGUUAAUUGAAUAUGAAGUGUGUAUUUUAUCAGUUUUUUAUAAGUGUACAUAUCUACAUAGUCUAUGCGUAAAAACACCACUGUUUAUACUUUUUCGUUACUAUUGCUCUUUGCGAGACUCGCGAGCCCCAGGAAUACGACUUAUCCGCGAACAGUAAUGUUAGGAGAAUUGCCUGCCGUAGGUGCUAUAAGACACAACGGUAGACAUUCCAAGCGCACACGUAAUUAUAUAACUCCACUAAUUUACCUAACUUAUUAAUGUGACUCCUCGUUACUGUAAUAUGUACAUAAUGUUAGAACCCGACUACGUAGACAACUCAGAAUACUUGAAACGGUUAAAUGAAAAAAUUGAUGCUUAUUAACAAUGAAAAGUCAUGCAUAAAAGUAUAUAUAAUUGUUUAAAAAUUAUAAAUUUAUCAAUAACAUUUCUACCUUUAAUAAAACGAACAUCACCAAAGA
Nomia melanderi (Alkali bee) is the source of this 1824-nucleotide messenger RNA. It is a transcript of the gene Miox, whose product is annotated as Myo-inositol oxygenase. The record is from RefSeq and is a predicted model, not a curated record. Gene Ontology annotation, molecular function: iron ion binding; inositol oxygenase activity. NCBI's taxonomy places the organism in Eukaryota, Metazoa, Arthropoda, Insecta, Hymenoptera, Halictidae. Gene Ontology annotation, cellular component: cytoplasm. Gene Ontology annotation, biological process: inositol catabolic process.